This is a messenger RNA of Hydractinia symbiolongicarpus, 3242 nucleotides long. RefSeq lists its product as uncharacterized. Lineage: Eukaryota; Metazoa; Cnidaria; Hydrozoa; Anthoathecata; Hydractiniidae. Bases 1117 to 3147 code for a protein of 676 amino acids. Gene Ontology annotation, molecular function: protein tyrosine/serine/threonine phosphatase activity. Gene Ontology annotation, biological process: protein dephosphorylation; regulation of exit from mitosis; microtubule cytoskeleton organization. The transcript is spliced from 9 exons. The record is from RefSeq and is a predicted model, not a curated record.
GUGUAUUUGGAGUUAUGUGUACAUGUGCGCUCCAUGUGGUUUCUGAAAUUUAGCGCACAAACUUUAAUGGUAUUAGGCUACUCACUCGCGGUGCUAAAACCACAGAUGUGUAUGAUAACCGAUGAGUGUCAAACAAAAAAAACAGAAAAACAAAACAAAUAUAUAACAAGAAGCCCUGCGGCUUAAAGAUUUCCCCAAUUAGCAAUAAUCUGAAAAAGAUAAAAAUUGUCACGAUUUGAUAGCUAUAAUACAUUAUCUUUCACCAAAAAUAUUCAGCCUCAACAGUUCCACUUUAAAUUAAAAUUCAUGAAUAAUUAAUUAGUUCUGCUGAAUAUAGCUUUAGUUUACGUGCUUGCAAAAUUGUACAGAGGGAAAUGACGUAAUUAUUAAAAGGAAACGUUAAUAACAACAAAGAUGCGCAUUAUAAGACGAUCUUCAUUAUGCUACACUUUAGAUAGCAUAUAAACUUUAAAAAAGUAUUGUUCAUUGGAUAAUAAAACAAUUUGUUGCACUGUUAGGAUUCUUAUUGGCUUAAAACUCAUUUUAGCCUCCUUCUCAGAAAAAAAUCUGGGGCUCUGAACUGUCUCUAUCUACCUAUCCGUCUCUCUAUCUCCCCAGGCGAUUUUAAAGAUUCCGCCUUCGCCGGCGGAAAUCAAUAACCGAUCACUUCUGGCAGUCAAGGCGUUCCCAUUAAUAAAUACAAAAUAUGCAGUACAUUCAAUAAUAUUUUUAUUUUCAGGCUUCAUAAAUAUCAUCAUCAGUACCACUGUCAAUAUCGGUGUUAAAAUCACUGUCAUUAUCACAGUAGAUCGCUAUCUACGUCAUCACUACCAUCGUUUAAACAUUCCCGCGAUAUGGGUGUAGCUACAACUUGAAGCAAUUAAUAACCAAGUUUGGCCAUGCAAUCGGGUAGUAAUCUCACUUCAACAAAGUGACCACAGCAAACUGUCUUGCUUUCCCGGGGUCGCAUUUUCUUUUUUGUGGUGAAAUCAUUUUUAAAGUUGUUACAUUAUUUGACGUCGGCGUUAUUUCGCAACAUCUCUUACGUCAGUUGGUCUAUAGGUGACGUCAAAUUAUGCCUACGAUAUCAACCAUUUUUCACUUACAAGGGUGAAAAUGGAGUUCCUUCCUGAGAGAUUGUAUUUCAUUUUGGAGUCCAAUUACGAUGAUAUGAAACAACCUGACGAUACAGUUCUAAAUUUAGACGAUUUUUAUCAACAUGUGCGUGUUCGCAAGCAUUUCGGACCUCCAUCAUUAAAAGUGAUAUGGAAGCAUUGUGACGAAGUUGAUUCAAGAUUAAAACAUUGUAGCCGACUAGUUGUUAUUACAAAUGAGCACUUUAUUGAAGUAGUGAAAAAGAUAGGUUUGAAAGUCUUUGAUUCAAUUGAUAGAGAUUGUGGUCCACUUUUAUUUCUAAAAACAGCCAAACCGACAUCCAUAAAAAUUCCAAUAUCAUUAUUGUUAUAUUAUUGUGAAAUCUGUUAUGAAGUCAUAACACAGUCAGCAAGUAAACCAACGUCUACCAAAUACAAACGGUUGUUUGCAUUAUUAGUCUUACUUGUUGAAAACAAAACUGUAUUAUUAAGGCCUCGUACGCGUUCAUCUUCAUAUAAAAAGAACGCUACAGGUCCUGGGUUCGAGAUAACUAUACACUAUAAACCAGCUAAUGUUUUUAUGUAUUUUUUGUUUAGAAAUGAUAAUCUCCAUAUUGAGCAGCGUACCCUCUCCUGCUUCUUGAUGGCUGCAUAUGCUGUGCUAAGAUUAAACUGGGGUGUACAAAAGACCAACAGCGCCCUUCUUGAAAACAUAUUUGCUCGUUUGGCGUUUUUUCGUGAUUACCAUGGUGAUAGCUCGUAUAAAUUGAACAUUUUGGAUUGCUUGAGAGGUCUGGAAACCGGCUGCAAAAUAAAUAAUUGGUUUACGUCAUACGCUGCCACUAAGUUUCCACAAGCAACAAAUUCGCGUUUGGACAUGGAUUGGAUUGUGCCUCGUCAAUUUUUAGCUUUAAAGGAUCCAACUAUUAAACGAGAGAGGGAAAGCAGAGGAGUGUCAAGAUCUUUUUUAAAAGAACUUCGACGGUGUGGAAUUAAAGUGAUUGUUCGUCUUAACGGGAAUGAUCAUAUGACUAAUAUGGAAUAUUACGGGCAUUCCUACAACGCUAUUGAUAUUAAACAGGCGCAUUUCUACCAUUACGAUAUUCCUUUUAAGGAUGUUAGCAUACCAACCAAUGUUCAAGCCAAUCAAUUUGUUACCCUGUGUGAAAGAUUUGGCGGGAAAAUUGCAGUGCAUUGUCAUGCAGGAUUGGGCCGUACAGCGACAAUGAUUGGCUGUUAUUUAAUAAAGCACCAUGGCUUUAAUUCUCGAUCUGUUUGUGGAUGGUUAAAAAUUUGUCGUCGCGGUUCUGUUAUGGGUCCGCAACAUUUUUACUUAGAUAAAUAUGAGAAAUAUCUCCAUAAUGUCAGCAGGUCUUAUGAAGAAACAAAGUCCAUAUUUUCAAAGGUAGAUAGCUCUACAAAUACGGCACAAACCUUGUUGAAGCCGCAAAUUUGUCGAGCACCGAAAAAAAACAAUACCAUCCACAUCGUGCCGUCUAAGCCACGUGUAGCACGCACGAAGGAGUGCAAUCCCAUGUCGAAAAAUAAAGCUGAAUCUUGCAACAACUCAGAACUUUACAAAACAGCUGUUUUAUCAAAACUAAAAGCUUCAAUACAGUCGACAUUGAAGAACGCGGACAUAAAACACGCCUCUCAAAAUAGAUCGAUGACACAUCCCACAGUUGUUAUAACGCGUCCAAAGUCAAACCAUACCCAAUCAAACGUUUCAAGGAAAGUAUCACCCAGAGCGAAAAAGUCACGCAAACGAAUUAUAAAGUCAUGUCCCAUUCGACCAUGUUACAUCAAUUUAACAGAUAUAAACCCAAUCAAAUCAACAGGUCGUGCGAAGAAUCAUCCAAUGAAUAAACGAAUCACAAUGUCACAUGAAACAAUUCGACCAACCGUGUGUUCCAUCGAAGCCGGACAAGUAUUGGAAUCUCGUAGUUGGGGAGACUGGGGAGGAAAAAUGAUAGAUUCGCUUUUUUUACAAAGUAAAACAAAAAUAUAUGGAUUAAUAAACAAUAUAUAUUUAAAGCAAGACAAUUCAUGUUAGAAAUGUAGUUUGGUUUUGAAAUCUUGUCCGUUAACAUUACUGUGCCACGCGCAUGCGGUUUUUAUGUUUCUAUUUUGUAACCUCUGGAGCUAAUU